AUGGGUUUUCAAAUCGCCCACCUAUGGAAGGCCCCUGAGGUCAACCCCAUCAGUAGAAAAGCACGAAGUGUACCAAUGCUCAACCCUAUCAAUAUGUAUGGCCGGGUGUUCUCUUUCUCAUGGCUAGGAUUUAUGCUUGCCUUUUGGGCCUGGUACACUUUCCCCCCUCUAUUGACCGUCACUAUCAAAGAGGAUCUUCACCUUACACCGGCCCAAAUUGCAAACUCCAAUAUUGUUUCACUCUCGGCUACUUUCUUCCUUCGAUUCUUGACCGGUCCUCUAUGCGACUUGUACGGCCCCCGACGUGUCUUCGCUUACUUGAUCCUUCUCGGCUGCCUACCCAUUGGUCUUGCACCACUUGUCAACAGUGCUACUGGUCUAUACGUCUCUCGAUUCUUCAUCGGUAUCCUAGGAGCUACAUUUGUACCUUGUCAGGUUUGGUGCACUGGGUUCUUUGACAAGAAUGUCGUUGGUACUGCCAAUGCUCUUGCUGGUGGAUGGGGAAACGCCGGUGGUGGAAUCACUUAUUUCAUCAUGCCUGCUGUCUUCGACUCACUGGUUGCUAACCAUGGCCUGACCCCAUCCAAGGCUUGGAGGGUCACAUUCGUGGUCCCCUUAGUCUGUUUGAUCGUCUGCGGUCUCGGCAUGCUGCUCCUCUGUGAUGACAGCCCUAUGGGUUCUUGGGAUGAACAGAGCGAGCUUGUCCGAAAGAACAUGGAAGCACAUGGUAUCUCUAGUUCAGGCGAUGUUACUCCUAUCCCUACACCCGACCGCUCGGGUUCAGACGAGGAAAAGAACCCUGGCGAGGAGAGAGAUGUCAAGGUCGGUGACCACGAACACUCCAUCUCACGCAGUGAAGCUAUGGAAAUUGCGCGAGGCGAGAUCGUUGUCAAGCCCAGUCUCCGCGAAGCCCUCCCCGUUACGUACUCUCCUCAAACCAUCUUCCACGUUGCGACCUAUGCGUGCUCGUUCGGUGGCGAGCUUGCGAUCAACGCUAUCCUGAGCUCCUACUUCAAGAAGAACUUCCCUCAUCUCGAUCAGACCAAGGCUAGCAACUACGCUGCGAUCUUCGGCUUCCUCAACUUCCUGAACCGACCUUUGGGUGGUGUUAUCGCAGACAUCUUGUACAACAACUUUGGACGUAGCCUCUGGCUCAAGAAAGCUUGGAUCAUUGCCUGCGGAGUCCUGACGGGUGCUCUUCUUAUUGUCAUCGGCAAGGUUAAUCCAUCUGAAGCCAACGGGGGCGACAUCGGGACGAUGGUUGGCCUCGUGGUGGUUAUGGCUAUCUUCAUCGAGGCUGGCAACGGUGCCAACUUUGCUCUUGUGCCUCACGUCCACCCGUCUGCCAACGGUAUCCUGUCGGGACUUACAGGAGGUGGUGGUAACAUCGGUGGUGUCAUCUUUGCAAUUGUCUUUCGCUUCAUGCACGGUGGUAACGACUACGCCAUGGGCUUCUGGGUUAUCGGAGUCAUCACCAUCGCACUUAACUUGGCUGUAUGCUGGAUCCCCCCACUGCCCAAGGGCCAGAUUGGUGGCCACUAG
Fusarium coffeatum is the source of this 1542-nucleotide messenger RNA. RefSeq lists its product as uncharacterized. Gene Ontology annotation, molecular function: nitrate transmembrane transporter activity; nitrite transmembrane transporter activity. Bases 1 to 1542 code for a protein of 513 amino acids. The transcript has 3 exons. Gene Ontology annotation, biological process: nitrite transport; nitrate transmembrane transport. The record is from RefSeq and is a predicted model, not a curated record. Gene Ontology annotation, cellular component: membrane. NCBI's taxonomy places the organism in Eukaryota, Fungi, Ascomycota, Sordariomycetes, Hypocreales, Nectriaceae.